AUGGAGAAGGAAGCAGAAGUGGCAGCAGAAGAGGGGCCAGAAAAGAAGCCGGAAACUCCUAGGGCCUGCAGUACAGUCUUGUCAGCCUUGCACCGGGACGGAAGACCAGAGGUUCACACGGGAAUUCAGCACAACUUCGGUCCAGACUGGAACGACCACUGCUUCCACCCUUGUGGACUGAGUAGACACUGGGUUCCUCACGCUUGCAGAGAGCUAUUGUUGAACUGCUCAGCGCAAAAACUUCAGAAAGUGGAAGAAAGGAGUCUAUCCAAAGCCAAGGCCUCUGCCUCUUCCAGAAUGGCGACCUUGGAGACCUUGCAGGUGGAGGCCAGCUGCCCCGUGUGCCUGGACUAUCUGCAGGAGCCUGUGAUCACCCAGUGUGGCCAUACCUUCUGCAAAGCCUGCAUCACCCGGAGCUGGAAGGACCUGGAGAGUCACUUCCCCUGUCCAGUCUGCAGGAAGACAUCCCGCCACCGAAGUCUCCGCCCCAACUGGCAGCUGGGCGGCAUGGUGGAAGUUGCCAAGCAGCUCAAGCAGGGAGUCAAGCGGAAGGUGAGGGAGGAGAGCCGCCUGUGCCCUCAGCACCGCCAGCUCAUCUGCCUCUUCUGCCUCGACGACCAGGAGGCCCUGUGCGUGCUCUGUUCCAUUGCCCACCUUCGGCAGGACCACAGGGUGGUGCCGCUGGACCAGGCCGCCCAGGACUGCCAGGAGAGACUGCACGAGUGCCUGGAGGCCCUGGAGCAGAAGAUGAGGGACGUGGCCCGCAGCAGGUCCUCGGAGGAGAUGAAGCCCCGCGAGCUCAGGAGACUGGUGCAGCGUCGCCGAGAGCAGAUCCUGCAGGAGUUCGAGGAGCUGCACAGGCGGCUGGAGCAGGACGAGCGCUGCCUGCUGUCCCGGCUGCAGGACGAGGAGCAGGAGAUCCUAGGGAGCCUGCGGGUCAACGCUGCCCGCCUUCGCGACCAGCAGCAGGCCCUGAGCCACAUGGCCGCGGAGGUGGAGGGCAGGAGCCAGCAGUCGGGCUUGGAGAUGCUCAAGGACGUGCAGAGCGCACUGAAGAAAUGUGAGGAGCUGACCACCAUGGAGGUGGCUCCCGUCGCCAUAGAGCUGACCAUGACCUUCGGCAGUUUCCCCAGGCAGUACUUUGUCCUACGGAAGAUCCUUCAAGAGCUGAGUGCCAAUGUGACUCUGGACCCUGAGACUGCUCAUGCUAACCUGGUGGUGUCUGAGGAUCGCAAGAGCGUCAAGUGUGUGGAGACACGACGCCCCAAUGUCCCUGACAAGACACCAUGGAGGUCCAACGUGUGUCCUUGUGUCUUGGCUACCAAAGGCUUCAGCUCCGGUCGACACUACUGGGAGGUGGAAGUGGGGGACAAGACCCACUGGGACAUAGGAGUGUGUCAGAAGCCUGAGAGCCAAAAGGGGGAGCUCACUCAGUCCCCUGGGAAUGGCUUCUGGCGACUCAGGCUUUGGAAUGGGGACAGCUAUGCAGCCACCACCUCGCCUUUCACUCCCUUGGUGGUCAAGGUGAAACCCAAGCGCGUGGGUGUGUUCCUGGACUAUGAGGCUGGCACGCUGUCCUUCUACAAUGUCACCGACCGCUCCCAUCUCUACACCUUCACGGACACUUUCACGGAGAAACUUUGGCCCCGCUUCUACCCGGGCAUCUGGGAAGGCAGAAAGAAUGCCACCCCACUUACCAUCAGAACCCCCACUGACUGGGAGUGA
Messenger RNA from Jaculus jaculus (lesser Egyptian jerboa), 1725 nucleotides. RefSeq names its product E3 ubiquitin-protein ligase TRIM39-like. Gene Ontology annotation, molecular function: zinc ion binding; protein binding. Lineage: Eukaryota; Metazoa; Chordata; Mammalia; Rodentia; Dipodidae. The coding region runs from base 1 to 1725 and encodes 574 amino acids. The transcript has 2 exons. The record is from RefSeq and is a predicted model, not a curated record.